AUGAGUCGUCAAUAUCGAGGUUCCGAUCAUACCUGGACAUCUCUCUUAACCAAUGACCCUGCAUAUCCCAUACCAGCUGAAUGGGUUCUCGAGUUAUCUCGCUCAUUUGUAGGGGAUUUGUCAACUAAUGUACCAUGCACUGGGGUCUUCAUCUCUUCCAUCUCCUGUCCUUGGGAGGCACAAUUACCCAUGCUUGAAGCAUUCUCAAUCCCAAUCUGGGUCUGCUAUGAUGGGAAUGCUGCUCUCAACAUGAAGUUGUGUCAUUAUAUCCCAUCCCCAAAAGCCAUUGCUGAUGCGAUCAAGGCACAGAAGUUGGACCAGAUGCAUGGGACGUGGGGUCAGCCAUAUGGGACAUGGGGUCAACCAGACAAUGGAAGUGAGAGCAUCAUUGACUGGGAUCAGGCUUGGAGUCAGGGCACCCUCAGAUGGGAUCUGGAUGGUGGAGAACACAGGCCCGUAUCAGCAGGUCCUCAGUAA
Messenger RNA from Suillus paluster, 477 nucleotides. RefSeq lists its product as uncharacterized. The coding region runs from base 1 to 477 and encodes 158 amino acids. The record is from RefSeq and is a predicted model, not a curated record. The transcript has a single exon. Lineage: Eukaryota; Fungi; Basidiomycota; Agaricomycetes; Boletales; Suillaceae.